AUGGAACACUCUGUUACUCUGCUUUCUUCAGCCACGGGCGAGGGAGAAGCAAACAAGGUCGGCGAUCACCCCAGCCACGUCGGUGCUGAGGCUGAGGCUAGGACGACGGCCAAGAAUCAGCGCAGGAAGGUCCAAAAUCGGAAGAACCAAAGAGCACACCGAUUGCGGAAUAGAGAGCAAGAUCCAGGUUCUGUUCAGACGUCGCGCUCAUUCCAAGUCAGGCGCUGGCGCCUGGACGAACACGAUGUUGGUCCCUCCCAAGACGCCUCGACAGCAUCAAAAUGUGCAACCGCCACGUCCACUUCCCCUCGAUGGUCUCAGCCUCAAAUCAGUGCCAGUACUUCAAUUAUUACACCUGAACGCGCCGUAAAAGGGCCACCACCCACCCCGGUCCGGGCCCAGACGUCCCUAACUGCCCCCUCCUUCGUCUUUCCCCUCUCAACUGAUCACCUCCUCCAUCUAAUUCAAUAUAAUGUCUUCCGUGCUUUUGUCUCCAACAAGCGCACUCUCAAUACUCUUCUGACGGGCUGGACUGAUAAUCCUCCCUCCCCAACCACCUGUCCUCUAAGCGGUCCUUACCGUGACGACACAAGCGUCUACCCUUUGAACCCCAACAUUCCUCUCUCCCUCGCCCCGACCCGCCUCCAACAAACCCGCUUGCACUCCAUUUGGAUCAAUUUCUUCCCCUUCCCCCGUCUCCGUGAUAAUCUUAUAAGACGCGAAGGAACUUUUGACCACUGGGAGCUGCUACAAGACCUCAUUGGUGAGCUCAUGGGCGCCACGCCGGUUCAAAGACGACGAGGUACGCCCUUCACCUUUACUGUGUCCGAUCCCCAAACUAUGCGGACCCUGCCCCUCACAACAGGACGUGAUGAGGAUGAGGUCACCGCGGGGCGCAAGGGAAUGAUUGUUUGGGGUGAACCGUACGACAUGCGGAACUGGGAGGUUACCCCCGGCUUUCUGGCGAACUGGUCAUGGGCUGUGGAAGGAUGCGACGAUUUAGUCGAAUCUAGUAACCACUGGAGGCUGAUGAGAGGAGAGGAACCUAUUCAUCUCUCUGAAACGACAAUGUAG
Molecule: messenger RNA, 1074 nt
Organism: Penicillium manginii
Lineage: Eukaryota; Fungi; Ascomycota; Eurotiomycetes; Eurotiales; Aspergillaceae
Product: bZIP transcription factor
Exons: 2
Coding region: 1-1074 (357 amino acids)
Source: RefSeq, a predicted model, not a curated record